Molecule: messenger RNA, 2659 nt
Organism: Coregonus clupeaformis (lake whitefish)
Lineage: Eukaryota; Metazoa; Chordata; Actinopteri; Salmoniformes; Salmonidae
Gene: mgat1b
Product: alpha-1,3-mannosyl-glycoprotein 2-beta-N-acetylglucosaminyltransferase b
Exons: 4
Coding region: 917-2476 (519 amino acids)
Biological process (GO): protein N-linked glycosylation
Cellular component (GO): Golgi apparatus
Molecular function (GO): alpha-1,3-mannosylglycoprotein 2-beta-N-acetylglucosaminyltransferase activity
Source: RefSeq, a predicted model, not a curated record
CAAUUAGGUGGUGUCAAAUGAAAAAUACCAUCAAGAGCCAGUGAAACACACAUACUGGCUUGGACGGAAUUGGUAGGAGAACAGCGGUGAAAAGGACGAUGCUUAUCGCAAAUUCACCUCUGUGAAUUCCUAUGUUGAUAUAUAUAUAUAAAACUGAACACAAAUGGCGGAUCCAAUGUAGUGAGCAUUGGCAGUGAGGGGUGAAAGAGGGGAGGAAAUGGGAACUGGACGUACAGUGAGGCACUGACACCGGUGGGCAAAACGGAGAGGAAUUAAAGUGAGAGUAAAGACGAUCCAACUGAAAAACCAUUAUUCGACAUCAAAGCUGGCUUUCCAGAUAGCAAGCAACACGUCCUACCGGGGCAAGGGGCAAAUGACAAAAGGCAGAUGGGUCCUGUUCCUCUGUGAUACUCCGGCUGAUGGGUCCUGUUCCUCUGUGAUACUCAGGCUGAUGGGUACAUAAUAUGGGUGAUGGCAGAGGGAUAACUGACUCUCAGCCCCUCCACCCCUACGUGACCCUGUUUCUCCUUUUUUUUUAUCUGAUCCAAACACCCCUCUCCCCCUGUUUUUCUCAAUUUCCUCUCGCCUCAACUCACUCUCCUGCCCCACUGUUUCAUGGAGGAGAGCCAAACCAAUACAACAACACACUGGGUUAAUACACACGUCUCCACCCAUCUGUCUCUGCAAUAGAGGUUCUGGAUCAUUCUCCUGUCAUGUUAUCUGUCACACUCAAUGAUUGGAUGAGCAGUAAGGAUCAUGUGAUCGGACCUCUGUUCUCUCCACCCUUAUUGGACGUCUUCUCUUUCUCAUUUUUGUGAUUGGUUUGGACCCUAUUGGCUGUUGUCAUUUCAACACUGUCCCCCCCCCCGCUGUUUUCUUCUCCUCACGGUAGUCCAUCCUCUGAUGUCAUUGGGCCAUGGUUCGCAAGAGAGGUUCCCUUAUCUUGUGUGGAGCUUUCCUAUUCGUCGCUUGCAAUGGCUUGCUUCUCCUUUUCCUUUGGGGACGGCCUCCCAUUGGUCGAUUUGGGGAAGUGGGAGGGGCUGAGCCAGGGGGAAGGGAAGAAUGGGGAGUGGCCAAAAGAAAAGGGGGUGGGACUAAUCUGGCUGGCGAGGUGAUCCGAUUGGCAGAGGAGAUAGAAUCGGAACUCGAGACCCAGAAGAAACUUCUGAAGCAGAUCCAGAGUCACAGGUCACUAUGGGAAAAGAGGAAAGAGAUGGGAAAAAGAGAGACGGAUGGAGGGAAAAUAGAAGAGAAAGGGAAACACAAACCGUCGCCACGGUUACCUCCAAAGGACGGCUCUGAAAACAAGGACCAAAGUCAAGAAAGAAUUACACAGGAAUUUGUUGCAGCAGUCCCAGACCUUAAAGUAGACACAAAACCAGACAAUGACAUAAAAGAACUGACCAACCACACCAAAUUGGAUGUAUCUGUCACCAUCCCACAAGUUGUCAUUCCCAUAUUGGUUAUCGCCUGUGACAGGGUGACUGUGAAAAGGAGUCUUGACAAAUUGAUACAAUACCGCCCCUCUGCAGAACUCUAUCCAAUCAUAGUUAGCCAGGACUGCGGCCAUGCUGAGACAGCCCGCGUGAUUGGCUCAUAUGGCAGUCAGGUGACCCACAUUAGCCAACCAGACCACUCGGACAUCCGGGUACGGCCGGAGCACAGGAAGUUCCAGGGUUACUAUAAGAUUGCCAGACACUACCGCUGGGCCCUCAACCAGGUGUUCAACACACUCUCUCACUCCACCGUGGUGAUCGUUGAAGAUGAUUUGGAGGUGGCCCCUGACUUCUUCGAGUACUUCCGCGCCCUGCACCCCAUCUUGACCUCUGACCCCACCCUGUGGUGUGUGUCUGCCUGGAACGACAAUGGCCGAGAUGGCCUGGUGGACCCUGGGAAGGCGGACCUCCUCUACAGGACAGACUUCUUCCCUGGGCUGGGCUGGAUGCUGUUGAAGGACGUCUGGGCCGAACUAGAGCCCAAGUGGCCCGCGGCCUUCUGGGACGACUGGAUGCGUCACCCCGAGCAGCGUAAAGAGCGCUCCUGCAUCCGCCCAGAGAUCUCCAGAACUAUAACCUUCGGACGCAAGGGUGUCAGCUUGGGUCAGUUCUUCGACCAGUACCUACGCUACAUUAAACUCAACACUGACUUUGUGCCUUUCACCAAACAGGAUCUGUCUUACUUGAUGAAGGAGAAGUUCGAUGUGAACUUUGUGAAGGAGGUUUACAGCGCCCCCCUAAUUAAGGUGGAGGAGCUACAGCAAGGGGGCGGUUUGACGCGAACGGGUCCGUACCGGGUGCAAUAUUCCAGCCGGGAGAGUUUUAAAGUCCUGGCCCGUAACUUAGGGGUUAUGGAUGACUUGAAAUCGGGGGUUCCCCGUGCAGGUUACAGGGGCGUGGUCAGCUUCCUGUCCCGUGGACGACGGGUCUUCUUGACCCCACCUGAGGGAUGGACAAAGUACGACAUCAGCUGGAGCUGAGAGGUUUGGACGGGACGUUAGUGUGAACGGUAUCGAAGACCGACUCGAGAGAGAGAGGAACACCCUCUCAAACCAAAGAAAACAAAAACAAGGUCACAUGAAGGAACUGAAACUAAACAAAACAGACAGGCUUGGUGGGUGGAAGGAUUGGAUAGAAGUAGGGUGGGUGGGUGGAUUGGAUAG